Molecule: messenger RNA, 2421 nt
Organism: Leptopilina heterotoma
Lineage: Eukaryota; Metazoa; Arthropoda; Insecta; Hymenoptera; Figitidae
Gene: Tom70
Product: mitochondrial import receptor subunit TOM70
Exons: 8
Coding region: 333-2063 (576 amino acids)
Molecular function (GO): protein binding
Source: RefSeq, a predicted model, not a curated record
AUGGUUUAGUCACAUGUGUUUGUAGUUUUUUAUUAAACAAAAAAUUUUAUGGAUCAUUGUUUUCUAGUUAAACUUUUUUUUAUUUCUUUAUUAAAGAUAGAUUAAAAAAAUUGAGAAAAAUUUUUAAAAUCGUGAAAAUUUAUACAAAUUGUAGUAUUUUCUACAUUCUUACAAAUUCUAUUCUACAAUAUUAUAUAGUUGAAAAAGUGGAGCAAGUGCCAUGAUUAUUAUUUUAACAGACGUAUGUCUAAAAAAAAUUAAUAGUGUCAAUUGAACCAGUAUCGUUAAGUUUCAUUUGAAAUUAGUAUUUUGACAAACUAACUUUUGUGAAGAUGACUUCUUCCAGCUGGGCGAGUAGUAUUAUCAGUAACCCAAUUCCGAAAUGGCAACUUGCCUUGGUUGUUGGUGCACCGGUUGCCCUUGGACUUGGUUAUGUAUAUUACAAGAAUAAUUCGAAACCCUCGUUAAAACCUACUAGAGAUCAAUUGAAGGAUGGUGUUAAUGAACAUUUGACAAAAUCUGACAAGCAAAUAUCCAUUGAUGGUGAUGUCACUUCCAGUUCAGCGGAACCUCCAAGUGAGGAUCCUAUGAAGAAAGCUCAAAAGUUCAAAGAAAUGGGUAACAAAUACUUCAAUGAUGGAAAAUAUGAUGAAGCAAUUUUGCAAUAUUCUAAAGCGAUUGAAACCUGUUUAGAGGGAAAUCCUACAGAACUUUCUAUAUUUUAUCAGAAUAGAGCAGCAGCAUAUACUAAAUUGAAAAAAUAUAGUGCAGUGAAGGCGGAUUGUAGUAAGGCUUUAGAGCUAAAUCCCAGAUAUAUAAAAGCUUUGAUACGAAGAUCUCAUGCUUUAGAAGAAUGCAACGACCUAGAAACAGCCCUAGAAGACAUUACUGCUGCUUGCAUUCUUGAGCGGUUUGCAAAUGAGCAUUCAUUAUUUUUUGCUGAUAAAUUAUUAAAAGAACUUGGUAGACAACAUGCUCAAGAAUUUAUGGCGACAAAGGAACCGGUCAUGCCUAGUAAACAUUUCAUUAAAACAUACUUCGAAGCUUUACGUAAUGAUCCAAUUCUAAAAGAAUACGAUAUAAUAUCUCAGAAUCUUACAUCUGAAUACGCAAAGGCAGUACAAUGUGUAAAAAAUCAAAAUUAUGAAAAAGUCAUUCCACAUUGCAAUAAAGAAUUAGAGAGUUUGCAAGCAGACAGCACGUCAGACCUUAAAAUGAAAGUUCAUCUACUCCGAGGUACAUUUCAUCUGCUGCUUGGUGAACACGAUAAAGCAAUGUCUGACCUUAAUACGGUAAUAAUGAGUGAUUCUGCCAAUAAGGACCUGAAAGUAAAUGCCUUAAUUAAGAGAGCCAGUAUGCAUGUUCAACUUGAGAAUCCAGAAAAGAGUUUUUGUGACUUUUCUGAGGCAAUUGAACUUGAUUCCAAUUGUGGUGAUAUUUAUCAUAAUCGUGCGCAAGUGAAUCUUCUAUUGGAGAGAAUAGAUGAAGCUAAAGCAGAUUUUGAGAAAGCGGCUCAACUUCAUCCAAAUUCUGGUCUUUUUUAUGUACAAAAAUGUUACGCGGAUUAUCGCUAUGCAACUACAAAGAAAGAUCAAUAUUUAUUGCAAUCAUCAAUGCAAGAUUUUCAAAAGGCAUUUGAAAAAUUCCCAGAUUGUUCAGAAUGUUACACAUUAUAUGCACAGAUUUUGUGUGACUCUCAAGAAUACGAACAAGCAGAUGAAUAUUUUACAAAAGCCAUGGAAAAAGAUCCCCAGAAUGCUACAAUUUACGUUCAUAAAGGUUUAUUACAACUUCAUUGGAAUACAAACAUAGACAAAGCUGUGGAAUACAUAAAGAACGCCUUGGAAUUAGAUGAUAAGUGCGAAUUCGGAUAUGAAACGUUAGGAAGUAUCGAAGUACAAAGGGGUAAUCUGAAAGAAGCCAUUAACCUUUUUGAUAAGGCUCUCAUGUUAGGACGAACUACAAUGGAAGUGACACAUAUUUUCAGUCUAAAAGAUGCUGCAAAAACUCAAUUAACUGUUUCCGAAAGGCUAGGAAUGAAUCUCAUUUCGAACAUCCAUUGAGUUUCUUAACUUCUUUUGAUUUUUAUUGUUGAUGGUAUUUGUUGCUUUGAAAUUAAAUAUAAACUUCAAAUAUUGUCAUCAUAUAGUGAAAACACAAAUUUUAUGCAUUUAUUAGACUGACAUGCAAAGUUUAAGUUUUGCAUCAGAAGAUAUUCACAAUAGUAAUUUUAUUUGUAAAUUGUAAUUAUAUGUAAUUCUUUCAAUAGACUAUAAUCAAACGAGUAAAUGAUAUUUGUUCCAGGUGCCGUUUGCAUUUAACUAAGAUCACGAUAUCUUUGCAUUGUUAUGUAUAUACGAUGAUAUUGUUUAUUUUUUAAAUUGUAAGCUAAAACCAAAAAAAUAUACCAGUUUCUCUAAA